Alligator sinensis (Chinese alligator) is the source of this 4093-nucleotide messenger RNA. RefSeq names its product activating transcription factor 1 (gene ATF1). NCBI's taxonomy places the organism in Eukaryota, Metazoa, Chordata, Crocodylia, Alligatoridae. The coding region runs from base 201 to 1061 and encodes 286 amino acids. Gene Ontology annotation, molecular function: DNA-binding transcription factor activity, RNA polymerase II-specific; protein binding; RNA polymerase II cis-regulatory region sequence-specific DNA binding. Gene Ontology annotation, cellular component: ATF4-CREB1 transcription factor complex; nucleus. The transcript has 8 exons. Gene Ontology annotation, biological process: regulation of transcription by RNA polymerase II. The record is from RefSeq and is a predicted model, not a curated record.
UUUUCCCCAUAUGUAAAAGGGGAGGAAAACACCUAAGUAUGUCAAAGGAGGAUUGUGAGGCUUCAUGAAAAGUGCUUCCUUAUCUUCUGGUGGAAGCUGCUGUAGAAGUAUUAAGCAGCAGUAUUAAUUAUGGCUGGGACUUUCAGUUAAGCUUGACGGAGUGAAGCAUCCCAAUCCUAUUGAAAGUUAAUGGAGUUGAUAUGGAAGAAGUGCACAAGAGCAGCAGUAACAGUUCAGCGACACCUCCACAAACCACUGUACAAGGUACAACACUACAGGCAACUCACCUCUCUCACGUUGCUCAACAGAUGUCUCUGAGAGGCCCAACUCCACUUACAGUUGUUCAGCUUCCUGGAGAACAAGUACAGGUUCAGGGAGUCAUUCAGACAGCUCAGUCAUCUUCUGUAAUCCAUUCACCCCAGGUGCAGACAAUGCAGGUAACUUCUUUGUCAGAGAGUGAGGAUUCUCAGGACUCAUCAGAUAGCAUAGGCUCUUCACAGAAAGCCCGAGGCAUCCUAGCCCGUCGCCCAUCUUACCGAAAAAUCUUGAAAGACCUUUCUUCUGAAGACACGCGGGAUAGAAAGGGAGAUGAAGAAAGUCCUGGUGUCUCCUCUGUUACAUCUAUGUCUGUUCCUGCACCCAUCUAUCAGACCAGCACUGGACAGUACAUUGCUAUUGCCACCAAUGGAGCAUUACAGCUGGCCAGUCCAGGUACAGAUGGUGUACAAGGUCUGCAGACAUUAACAAUGACAAAUGCCAGUGGUACUCAGCCGGGGACAACGAUACUACAGUACGCACAGACGUCGGAUGGUCAGCAGAUACUAGUACCCAGCAACCAGGUGGUAGUGCAGACUGCAUCAGGAGAUAUGCAGACAUACCAGAUCCGCACUACACCAACAACCACAUCCCUCCCUCAGACUGUAGUGAUGACCUCUCCUGUCACCCUGACGUCUCAGACAACCAAAACAGAUGAUCCACAGUUGAAACGAGAGAUAAGGCUAAUGAAGAACAGGUGUAGAAGCUGCUCGAGAAUGCCGCAGGAAGAAGAAAGAAUAUGUUAAAUGCUUGGAAAACAGAGUUGCUGUUCUGGAAAAUCAAAACAAAACUCUAAUUGAAGAGCUAAAAACUUUGAAAGAUCUUUACUGCCAUAAGAGUGUAUAAGCAAAGGAGGCAAAACUUUUUAUGGACUGUCUGAAUUUCAGAGGGGAAUUUUUUAUACCGAUUUUUAAAAAACAAAAAAAUAAAUAAAUAAAAAAAGCUACAUGAAAGGUCAAAAAUUUUAAACUUUUCUACCAGGCUUUCACAACUUAAAGACUGUAAAGAUUUUAUUUACAAGAUGGUGACAAAAUACAAAAAAGGAAACAAGAAACCUAACCUAAAUUCUUGCUGGUGCAACUGGAAAUAUCAUUACAUUCAAGAUUAUAUCUACAAUAAAACGACAUGCACAUUUUUACCUGAUGAGUGACUUGAGUUUCCUGAACUAAAAAAAAAUCAAUUUUGUAACAGCAGCAAUAUUUUAUUACAAUUCAAAUGUGGGUGAAAUGGAAUCCUUCCCAUUAGCUUACCAAGAUUAGCAACAUAUAUAACCAGUAUGUUUUAAUUUCUUAUUGUUUUCUGAUCCUUAUCUUUUAUUUCAGUUAUUUGUAUGUAAAUAUUUUUUUAUUUCAACCUGUAACUUCUAACUUACAGGUGUAGAAGAUAAAAAGAAACUAAUACUUUGGUAAAAAUAUAAGUUAUAUUUACUUGUCUCAGCUGGCAGUUUGUUUAAAGGGCUUAGGGUUUAAAGGGUUUUAGGGGUUUUUGUUUUAUGAAAUGUUUGCUGUGUUUCUCAAACGGAGGUUUCACAGAAAGCAAUGCAAAUUAUUUUUCAGGCCUAAUCCUGGAAGAUGUCCAAGGCACAUGAGUAUUAAGGUGUUGGCAACUUAAGUGUAUUAAACACAUCCAGUUACUUUAAACCUAGUUUUUGGUAGAAUGGGUACAGCUGAGCCAGAGCUGUUGAAAAAUGCUUUUUAAAUAGUUGUGUUCUUGAUUACUGUGUGAGAUAAGCUUCUAUAAUUGAAAAAUAAAUUGUGUGCUGAUUUAUAUGUACAACUGAACAUGCAUUGCUUAUUCUGCUUGGAAAUCCUACUGUGUUUAGUUGUAAAGUUUACACACCAAAAAAGAACAGUUAAAAAAAAAAAAAAAAAAAAAAGCUAACGAUACAUACCAAAGGGGUUAAUAAGGUUCUAAUAUAGGGCUUAUAAAUUUUGAAAAAGAGUGCACAAUUACCAAACUUAUUUUGUAAGGUAGGCGAUAUUUUACAAAAAAUGGUAUCUUUGUAACAAAAUAGUCUAUUAAACAGUUAGAUGGUGGGUAUAUUUUAUAGUUAAACUAAAAUCUUUACAAAUUCUGAAAUUGAAUUUAUAUGCCUAUUUUAACAGAUUUUACUGUUUAUACAGCUCCUUUUAGUAAACAAAUAGAAUAUUUUAUGUCUCAGAUUUUCAAUCAUAUAUUUUUAUGGAUAGUACAAAGUAAAUUUAAAUCCUCUAGGGUGGGAAAUAUUUGAAUUACUCUUAUAUGCAUCUCUAGGCAAUUUACAAAAAUAAUAAAUCCUAAAAAAAUCUUAUUGGAAAAAAUAGGUUAAGUUUUUUUGGCAUACUCAAUAAAGCUUUGCAUGUGUUUGAACUUAAUGCAAAAUGCUAUCAGGAAUUUUGGUAUGUAUCAUUUUUAUUGGGUUUUUUUUUUUCAAAUGAACAAUUAAAGGAUAUUUAGCGUGAUCAGGACUCUUGGGUACAAAUAAAACCGUAUAUAGGCAUUGCUUUUGCAUGAAUGGUAAUGCGCUAUUUUUUCCAUAGUUUUGACUGCAUUCAGUUAUAUGUAUUGGAAUUGCACAACAGACUGUGUUACUACUAAGAGGCAGUGCUGUGUUUGACUGCGUUGUUCUAGCCCAAACAAGUGGAAUUAAAGAUUCAUUUACUUCCUACAUGUGUACUGCUUAUAUGAGGUCACUCGACAUUUGUUUGAGUCGUCAGUCUUAUUUUUUUGGGUUUGUUUGUAGUACCUGGCUUCCUAGCCAGCAUAGACUGUUUGCAGAUAAGUCAGAACUUUGCACUACAUGAGCUGUGGUAGUGACUUACAUGUUAUCUUUAUAAACUUCAGCAAAUGCAACUGUCAUGGGACAUAGUUCCCUCUACAGUUCCUAGAAACAAAACGGAGUUCACAAAUCAUGUACAAAAAUCUUGAAGAAGCAUUUAAAAUGCAUUUGUUGCUCAGCACUAGUAAAAACUGCAAGGCUGGCUUUCAGUAUUUAUGAUGGAACGAACCUAUGCUAAGAGGUGCAAACUGCCUUAUGCUUUCUUUAGGGACAAUGGGAGUGUAGGAUAACGAGCAUUUCUCAGAAGGCAUUCAGCACCCUUCUGGCAAUCUCUGCCCUUGGAGGUGCACAAAACUUGCAUUAACUUGAAAAGGAGACAGGUGUGCAUCUGCGAGCAGAGUUUGACUAUCAGAAUUAAUGCUUUACCAAGCUCACUGGUUCUCCUGGAUGGUAUUUGGAUCCUGACUGUUUGCUGUUUUUCUGUUGUUUUUUGUAAAGAUCCCUUUAUGGCAAUUUGUUUUUAAAAAGCUGAUAAAUCGCAAGGUUGUAUUAGCAGCUGAUUCUAGCUCCACUUCACCACUGAGCUGAAUUGAGGGCUGUUGGUUGAAGUCAUGUUGGUUUAAGGACAUAAGCAGACAAGGUUCUUUGGGUAGAUGUGAUAUCUUCUGAAGAAGGGUGCCUGUGCCCAGAAGAUUGCAAAGAACAAUUUUACCAACUAUUUAGUUGGUCUAAUAAAAGAGAUCACAUUUACCCAAAGAAUCCUGCCUGGCUGCUGUUGAGAAAUAUGUUAAUCCGUUACUAUCCCGUUGAUGUGGUAAUGUUUUAAGAAGCAGGAGCUUAGGCCUUUUUUUUUAUUAUUAUUAUUAUUAUUAUUGAAGCAAUCAUACUGGCUUGUUCUUACAAGUGGUUUUUUUGGUCAGGAGGAAGUUACCUGGCAACAUGCAUACAAUUUGCUUAUAUCUAUAUAUGUGGUAAUAAUUACAAAACUGUAUCCAGAAAGGAAUGUAAAUAAACACUGAA